Messenger RNA from Trypanosoma grayi, 4581 nucleotides. RefSeq names its product WD40 repeat-containing protein. The transcript has a single exon. Lineage: Eukaryota; Euglenozoa; Kinetoplastea; Trypanosomatida; Trypanosomatidae. Gene Ontology annotation, molecular function: protein binding. The record is from RefSeq and is a predicted model, not a curated record. The coding region runs from base 1 to 4581 and encodes 1526 amino acids.
AUGCUCAGCUGCGCGACUGCCAAUGUCUACAGGGAAUGCUGCGCAACCUACGUGGUGAAGCCGAACAAGGAUGUACUUGAGCAGAUAGAUAGACCCGAUUUUUUCACAAUUAAGCAGAUUGAUGUGUCCAGGACGUUCUUGGGCGAGCUGGGGGUUAGAGCCUUGUUGGACUUCGUUGGUACUCACGCGGGAAUCCAGAGACUCAUCUUGGUGAAGAACGAUGUUGAUGCUGCUUGUGUUGAACAGCUGUGCCAUGUCCUGCGCAACAGUCCCUCUCUUUACUACGUCGAUCUAUCAGAGAACCCAAUGUCCACGCCAUCGGCGCGUCUACUUUGGGAAACUGCAAGGACUGUGCCAACUGUGAGGGAGAUUAAGGUGGAAAAGUGUGGUGUAAGCGAGGAGUGGCUGCACCGUCUCGAACGCUGUUGCAAAGCCAAUGAUGAACUUCAAAGGCUUGGAUUCCACUAUUACGGGCCGGAACGACGUUUGUGGGCGUGGGAGACAGUGUUUGUCCUCGUGCUCGGGCCACCUCACAUUGCGGAGAAGUAUUGCGCAGACAUCUUGCCAUCUGUUGGUAGCUUUGCCUCCAGGCUCCGGCUUCGUAUUGCUCCGCUUACCAUUAGUGAAGAGGACCCACCAGAUGUUGUUCUAAACAAAGUCCAACGGUGCAGGGAGUCGCGCAACUACUCGUUGAGUUGGUGUGUCGCCCUUAUUGAGAGUCAGGGGCGGUGGCGCAACUCUGACCUCGCCGCCCUGACAACUGUGUUGCGUCAAGAGGUGCCUGUGGUACCACCAUUGCGGAAUAAACUUGGCGCCCUACGUGAUCCGAUGUACAAAUGCGCCAAGCACGUUUUCCUAUACGACGUGACGCGCCUCCAGAAGACGGAGCUGCAAGAGGGGGGCGUAUUGACAAUUCCGCCAACCAUGUGGAUUCCGUCUAUAGGCCUUGAUGUGGUGGAUGGCGUUCGCCUUCCACCCGCUUUGGCACUGACGAGCGAAAGCAGUUGGCGCGUGUGCUGUCAGAGUGAACUUUACACAUCCCUUCACACUAUCUUCUCAGAGCGUCCACGCCCGAUCGAAAUAGUCUCAAAGGAGGAGCAGAAUGAUGAACAGUUGGAGGAGAUGAUUGAGCGGGACAAGGAUCUGGGUUCUCUGCAUCCAAGGUGUAAGAACGUUGUGGAGUAUGUCGAGUCAGCCGCCGGACUGGCGUCUGCCCCUCUUAUUCUCUACGGUGCUGGCAUGCUCGGCAAGUCUAAGAUCCUUUCAUGGGCUGCAUCAACGUACUCUGCAGCGGAGUCUCUCCGGGUUGUUCUGUAUCGUGCAAGCCGCGAAAAUCCGAGCAUUGUUGCAUUCUUGUAUCGCCUAUUACGUGUUUUCUCAAAAUCACCAAGACGCUCGUACCGAAGUGUGAGGGAGCUGGCUGUUGCUGUUCGUGAAGCCAUAUGUAGCUAUGAAGGGGUGAUGGUGCUNUUACUUGUUUCUAGCAUCGACUGCCUGGACAGCUGUGGCAGCAGAGAGUCCCUGGCACUGGAAUGGCUUCCCUCAAGCUUGCCACCAACUGUGCGACUAAUUGUAACGUUACGCACUGAGAGCCCUCUUCUUGCUGUGUUUCGAAAACGCCUGCCUCAACCGUACGAGGUACUCAUAACGCCAUUUCCGAAACACGUGAGAGCAGAGCUUUUCUUGAAAGAGCUUCAGCGUCGGAGCAUUGGCGUGGACACCACGGACGGCAGCAGCAGCGACGGCCGCUCAUUAGAACCCACAAAGGCAUUGGAAGGUGCUUUUCUACAGAAGGGCGGUUCUGAUAAUACAUCCUUCGCCGCAUACACCGCUUCAUUUCUUCAGCGCCUGCCGGAAGAUUUGGCUGAACAGGACAUCGCGUUUCUUGUCACCAAGGAGGUACCUGACACCGACCAUGAGAUUCUUAUUUCGUUACUAAAGCGGUACGAAGCAUUAAGCAGCCCGUCUACGGUGCAGUAUGCCAUGUUAAGCCUCACGGCAGCACCGUUGCCCAUCUCUGAACUGGUGUACAUUUGCGAAGAACUCGGGCCUUGCACACGGCACAAGACGCUGCCUGUUCUCCUCUUGAUGUCGGAUGAUGGACUCGUGACGGUGACGGCUGACUCCACAAUUCACUUGUCAGGCAUGGAUGUACGCCAGGCAGUCGCCUCACUCUACGGGGAUAUGCAAGACACUGUCAGUGUGCUUGUGGAAACACACCUCUAUCGUCUUGUCAUGACACAGAGCCCGGAUAUGUCCUUUUGUUUCAGGCAAUUGGGCCCCCUCAUGAUGGCGAAUGGUAGCUUUGACGCUGCGAAUAGCCUCGUCUUGGACACAACUAUCAUGGACGCACUUUUACGCCGUGAAGGAGAGAAUUGUACCUACGUCAUCGACUUUAUUUUCCACCUUAUAAAUGCCCGCGAACUCUUGAUAGAGCUGGGUGAUAGUGAAGUUGAUUCGCUAGGACAAAGCAUUCGCCAUCUCAGCGGUGCGGCUUUGCGAAAUGCACUGAAAUGCAUUCAAUCGUACGACGGAUUUUUCUUUCAGUCGGCGUUGUUGUCCUCCGACACAUCACCAUACCACAUGCGGGCCAUUGAGGCUACAGAAGUCCCAUACACUGUACUUGUUCCACUGAAUCGCGGUGCCGAAGAUGUCGCGGCCCACUCGCUGGAGUUUAAGCUGGCCCCGGUGCAUUGCCAUGUGCGGGGUGAGUAUCUAGCGGUGACGACAGCACAGGAAGUGGCGGUGUACUCUACGUCGGAUUUUCAAAAGGCAGUGGCUCGAUCAUAUAUGCCCUUUGAGCUGAAUCAGAACCUUCGUGGGGCGCUUAUUGCUGCUGGGACCCGUGUCGUGGUGAUCGGCGACGGGCAAUUGUUGCUGUGGGACUUUGCGGGCCACUCUUUCACACUACUUGAGGAUACAGCCUCGUCUUUAUCCGAAAACGCACUGGACCCUUUUGGACUCAAUCUCGUUGUGCGUCACCCAUCGCGUGAACACAUGUCUAUCAUUGACGUAUCAAAGAAAAAAGUGGCUUCAGAGCUUCCAUCUGUUGGGACACCUGUUCGCGAGGCUCUCUUCUGUGGCAACAACAUUCUUGCCCUAGCCCUAUACGAUUUGUUCUUGAUUCGAGAUGAUGAAAUAGUUAAACUUUCGCACUCUGCUGUAGUUCGAGGCGUUGGAUUUUCUAGCGACGGUCGCCUUAUUGCCAGUUGCGUGAAUGAUGAUCUUUGGAUUUGGUCUGGCGCCGGUGAUUUGAUUCACAUCAUAGACGCCGGGUUGACACCACUUGAAGACCUUCAUUUUAACAUGAGUGGCACUUUACUGCUUUCGUGGCAGAGUGAGGGGAUUAAGUUGUGGCAGUCGCUUACUGGUAAGUGCAUUGCAACACUGGAGUCGUGCUUUGACGAAGAGGUUUCUUUUGCGUGCUUUUCCGAGGAUGAUUCGUAUAUUGUUGGACGGUGUGGCCCACAGAUUUGUGUUUGGAACUCACACAGCUGUCAGCCGAUAGGGGCUUUUGUGUGCAGCUCAGGGUACUUUACAUUCGUACAACAGCGUAAUGAAAUGGUCAUUGCUGCGACCUCCAAAAAUGAGCUGAAGGUGUGGAAUUUCGGUGACAACCCUAUUCCGUCCAUUCAGACGGCAAAAGAGAAGAUGAUUACUACUAUGUGGCGUAAAAGCGCCAAAUUGUCGCGUAAUCCUAUCGUCUGGCUGGAUGUUAAUUCAACUGGGACAAUUCUCGCCGCUGCUGAUAAGGAUGGGAACCUGAUUCUUCAGCCAAUGAGUGGCGCUGCACGGCUAGACUGCAACAUCACAAAUGCUGAGAGUAUGGCAUUCCUGGGUGAUGUAAUUGUUUUCACUGUGAAGGGAAAAGGUAGCUGUUUUUUCUACAGAAGUUUAAACCAGAACGCCACCAUUGCUGAGGUGCCGUUGCCAAGGGAUGCCACAAUAACCGCAGUGCUGGAACUCGUGACGGCGAGGGAUGGAGGGUCCAUCGCGGUGAUAUCAAAUGCUGAGGGACAGUCCGUGAUUUACGUCUACAACGUUGAUGAUUGGUCUCUGACGAAUCAAUUUAUCGGACAUUCCGGACGCAUUGCUUGGGCAUUUUUUGCCGGUGAUUUCCUCUUAAGUUCGUCGGACGAUCGCACGCUUCGUCUUUGGAGCCUUGUAAAGCAUGCGGAGAGGACCUCGUAUUUACACGACUGUCAUAUAGCGGCAGUGACAACAGGACCCUCGAAGACACUGUUUUUCAUCGAUAAUCAGUUACGGUUGUUUCAUGUACAUGUGGAGAAUAUCAAUUCUUCAACACACGCACACUUUGUGGUGGAGGAGGUGGAACUGACACCGGUUAUUCCAGCCACCGUCAAGGUGAGGCAAGCAACACUCGUUUCGGAUUUGCUCGUUAUGUCAACUGAGGAUGGUUCAGUCUACUUGGUAGAUCUUCGCCAAGGUGGGUCGGUUAGCAGGUUGCCAGACUACAAGUGCCUCUAUGCUGCCUCAACAUGCGACGCGUCCGGGACGUAUGUCAUGACUGCCCAUACUACUGGUGAAGUUGUCUUGCACCAAGUUCGCUUUGCUGAGUAA